AGGCAUGAGCAGUGUGAAAAUUUUUGCGAGUUUGCUGGUGUAAAUUGAUAAAAAGAAAAACAAUUUGACAUAGAUUUUAUAGAUUCCAAACAGGAAAAUAUCAUAAAUUUAAUUUAAAAACAAUUUGUAUAUAGUAGCUGUAGCAGUAAAAGUUUUACAAAACCGUCUUAUAUCUUGCGAGAGGAAAAUAUUUCCAAUUGGCCGAAAACAGCAUAAACAAAGUGAAUUUCGUUAUAAAACUGCAUAAUAAUAACGGGAUUGGUGAUUGCUCAUUAUAAAAGAAGUCUGCGUCAUUAAAUCGAAAAUUGAACAAAAGUUGUAUGUAAACACCAAAGAACUCACAAAUAUUUUGUAUCUGCUUUUAUCCGAAUAAGGUCGUCGCCCGACCGUGAGUGGCCACUGGCCUCUAAAUAGUUGUCAGUAUAGAUUGUGUGUGUGCACUUUGAAACGCCUGGUUUGGUUUCAAGCAGACGUAUUGCAGUAGGUUUUGUUCCAGAUAACGGAAUCGAGCGAUCAGCAGACGCCAGCUAACGCCAGAAAUUCGUUCCCGGGGAGCGGCCGACGUAGACGACGCGUGCCCGUGUCACCGAAAAUGGCUGUGAAGCAAAAUAACACGGAAGCGAACGCUGCGCCCGCACCCGUUAAUGGGAACGCCGUAGGAGGAGUUAAUACGACCGGCGGGUCUAUGGCUGGUGUAACAGGCGGUGUCGGAGUGGGUGGUAACAAUGGACUUACUGGCGUGGGCGUUGGAGUUGGUGGUGGUACAAAAACCAAAAAGCUUAACGCUAAAGCGAAUUUAGGUGCAGAGAUAAGUGGUAAUGCUGAUGCAAAUGAACCUGGUUGCAGCGGAGUUGAUAACAGUGUUCCAAAUAAACCCAAGAUAAAUAUGAAAGCGGCCACUGGAUCAAGCGGAAAUAUUGGCGGUGGAGGUGAAGCAGGAAACAUUGGUGGUCAAUCGAGUAAAAACACCACUGAUAUUACACAUAUUUUACAUCUCAUCGAAUUGGUGGAAUUGAAUCAGCAGCAUAUAUCAUUUGGACCGGAUAUAGUAAAAAUUUAUCAUCACAUAAUCAAUGAAUUAGCACGUGUGCAGACUCCAAGACAAAUUCCCAAAGAACUUAAACGUUUUAAAGAAGAUAUAGUCAAAGUUGGCGCUUUCUUCAGUAAAGCCAAUGAGAAACGCGUCUACCUAUUCUACCUUCGAGUUGUCUGUCAGCUUAUAACACAAGGUGAGGGGGAACCACCUUCUUGUGCUAUCGCCAUAAUAUUCCAGUUGUUUAGCUCCGAAAUGGUUUUCGAAGCGGUGCAGUCAAUGUUGGACCACAAAAUACCUGAACAGAAUAUAAGAAAGACUGUUAAACUACUAAGCGAAUGGUUACGCAUGUGUAACUUUUGCCAAAAUCUUAAUCUAUGGAUAUUAGCCAUACUGAGAGGACUCCAGGAACAGCAAAAGUUUUCGCUAUUUCGUGAUAUUGCGUUGGAUAACAUAGAACCAUUGUUCACAUCACUUAUAUUGCCAGUGUUGCGACCAAAAGUAUACCCCAUCGUAUGUCAUAUGUUGUCCUUCAUUGACCAAACACCGGUAGUGUUUCACAAGAUUUUGCCAAAGUUCCCACGUGUUAUAACGUAUUUGAAGCAACAAUCUAAUAGUCAGGAAGACUACGCUGAAGAAACCAAAAAAAUUCUUCAAAAAUUAGUUGAUUUAACUAAGUCUUUAAUGGUGCGGUUCUACGGCUAUGAUGAUAUGUACGAGGCGGUGGAGCUCGUUAUGAAGGAUAUUCCACAUUCUUAUGAUUUGCCAAACUAUGGGAGCAGCGCUAAAAGUGGUGAUGAUAACAGCACCGAAAUAAUACCACAUGAAAGUAAUGCAAAAGUCGGUCUUGUUAAUUUAGGCAACACAUGUUACAUGAAUAGCGUUUUACAAGCGUUAGCUAUGACUAAGGAGUUUAGUCGGGAAAUAUUGUUGUCACAAAGCAAGUCACCACUGUUAAUGAAAAUGCAACAACAGAUUGCAUUGAUGCUCUAUUCAACUCGAUUUGAAUUGACACCAUCGCGCGUCUUAAGUGCAACACGACCACCUGGCUUCUCACCGGGCUUGCAACAGGAUAGCUCUGAAUAUUUGGGGUAUUUGUUGGAAACGCUACAUGAACAAGAAACGCUGUUCCGUAAAAAGCAAGGAAGUGAUAUGGCGAAUGCAAGAAAAGUAACUGAUGGUCAAAAAGUAGUAAUAGCAGACAGAGAGGCAACCGAACCAAUUGCUAAAAGUGCAAAGCAAGCCGAACAAGAAAGUGGCAGUACCAACAGUGGAGAAGGUGCCACCGCAUACUUCAACACACCACAGGCUCAGCAUUCAUAUACAAGUGACAGUGCUACCACCGACACUACUAACAAAACCAACGACAGCAGCAAUACGGAUGUAGAUGAAAAGAUCGUCGUUCAAACCAAUGCCAGUAGCAGCUCUGAUCCUUGUAAAGAUAACGCUGUUGCAACAACCACAAUCGAUAAAACCUUUACAGGCAAAUUGGCAACUACUUAUGAAUGCCUCACUUGUGGCUGGAAGAGUCGAAUAGUUGAUAGUUUUCGUGACUUACAGCUGUCAUUUCCAGAAGUGAAAAAUGAUUGCGCCUCCAAUUACUCCGUACAGGAUCUCAUCGACUAUUAUUGUUCACCAGAGAAACUAUACGGGGACAACCAAUACUUUUGCGAGCGGUGUAAGAAACUUAGCGAUGCUGAACGGUACAUCAAUGUUAUCAGUGCACCAAAAAAUCUAAUAUUGACAUUGAAACACUUUAAGUAUGAUCAAAAGUAUCAUACACGCGCCAAAUUGAUGCACAAAGUGUUCCAUGAUGAGAAGGUAUCUGUAAAGGUUUGUGCUGAGGAAACGUUGGAAGAGAUCGCCUCCGUGCAUUACGAUCUCUAUGCUGGUGUCGUCCAUUCCGGUUUUAGUAUGGACUCAGGGCAUUAUUAUACUUACGCUGCUGAUAUCACUAAUAAGUGGUACAAAUUCAAUGACAAUGUCGUCACACCGUCUAAGUCAGAAGAGCUGCACAAUCUGACACCACCCAAUACACCAUACAUACUAUUCUAUCAAAUGGGAGCACGCUCUAAUGAAGUAUGCUCAUGCGAAGGAUCCACAACAAAAGUGGUGAAAGUAGAUGUGCCAAAUUCAUUGUCGUUGGAUGAGCUUUCUGGCGAUUUGCGAAAUUAUAUCAACCACGAUAAUUACAUUUUCGCCGAGGAGAUUAAAGAGCGCAUUAUAAAGAGUGGCGGUCGAGCUGCGUUGCAGAGUGCAUUGGCGGCAAAACGUAGCGGUAAUGGUCGAGGAGGAGGCGGUGGUCGUAGCGACUACGACGACGAUAACGACUCGGAUCAACCGCCACCGGCUAGUGGCUGUGGUGGAAAUGCACUCGAUAUUAAUGUUAAUCGUUUUGUGUACUAAACACCAAGUGUGACGUGGCACGAAAUUAUAUGAUUUUGUUUUUGUUAUAAUUUGUGAAAAAUUAUGUCGUACAAUCUAUGAACAUAAAGAAGUUAUGGUACGAAUGAAAUGCAAGAGAACACAAACGACGUUGUGUAGUUAUGAUACUUUUUAUGUAUGCCAGCGUUCGACAAAUAGUGGGAAAUGUCACUACCUUGGAUCAGCCGCCUACUAACCACCCUUAUAUAUACUUAUAUAUAUAUAUAUAUAAAUACUGCAUACUGCUAUUUUCAUUAUAAUAACGUGUAAUUUUGUAGUGUGUUCGUGAGCAAUGUAACACAGCGAGCGAAAGUUGCAUGAAAUGUGUAAAAUUUGGGCAACAUUAACGUUAAAACUUAUAAUUAGGCAAAAUGCGAAUAUAUUCCGCAGAUGCACAGCAUCACAAUGGAAGUUACAAAAGGAAAAAAAAAAUAGUCGAUUUAUUUCAAUGCUAAAAAUUUGUACUUGUUAUUUGUAAACUUCAACUAUGUAAACUAUUUCUAUAGCCACUAUCAGCAAAUAGCAGCAACAACAAAAAAUAAUUAUCUUCAUACGCCUGCUAAGUGUAUGUGAGUAAAUAAGAAAUGCUUCGACAACAUUCGACCAAGCUGUAUAUGAGAGCAAAGGUGUAUUUCUUCAAUUAGAAUUGUGUGUGUAUGUGUGCUUUUAACCGUUAUUUGAAUAAUUAAAUGAGUGCGUGCCUGCAAUGAAAAAAUAUGUAUAUGUGGUGUAUCCGUUGCAUCUCCCUUGUGAUUCAGUAUAUUUUCCUAAGCGCUUAUUUUUAUAUUCGAUUGAAAAAACUCGGUGUCAUAUGAUGAAAUUUCGAAAUUUUUCAGGAUGAAUGGAAAACGACGAUAUUACCGAAAUGAAAGUUCUAAAGCAAGCGCUGUUACUUUCUUCGCAUGAUGAAUUAAAACUUCUGUCUAAUUCCUCUUACAUAUGUAUGUAUGUGUGUAUGAAUUAUGCAAAAUUAAAAAAAAAAAAUCCAUGUAAUUGUUAAUUGCAAGUGGUAAUUGAAAUUUGUAAAAUAUAUAACUGCAUAUUACAACGUAAAGUCGAAACUCGACGGCUCCAACUACGGAUUUGCCCUAAGGCGUAUUCAAAUCUGAAGAGCUUGCCCAACUUCGUAAGCUAGCGACUAACGUUAAACUAUUUAUAUUCUGGUCUACAGAUUGUGUUUUAAUUUUGCGCACUUAAAUAUAUAAAAUAUAUUCAUUUGA
Bactrocera tryoni is the source of this 4677-nucleotide messenger RNA. It is a transcript of the gene DUBAI, whose product is annotated as ubiquitin carboxyl-terminal hydrolase 35. Gene Ontology annotation, biological process: protein deubiquitination. The coding region runs from base 593 to 3439 and encodes 948 amino acids. NCBI's taxonomy places the organism in Eukaryota, Metazoa, Arthropoda, Insecta, Diptera, Tephritidae. Gene Ontology annotation, molecular function: cysteine-type endopeptidase activity; cysteine-type deubiquitinase activity. The transcript has 5 exons. The record is from RefSeq and is a predicted model, not a curated record. Gene Ontology annotation, cellular component: cytosol; nucleus.